This is a messenger RNA of Thermochaetoides thermophila DSM 1495, 279 nucleotides long. RefSeq lists its product as uncharacterized. The transcript has 2 exons. Lineage: Eukaryota; Fungi; Ascomycota; Sordariomycetes; Sordariales; Chaetomiaceae. The coding region runs from base 1 to 279 and encodes 92 amino acids. The record is from RefSeq and is a predicted model, not a curated record.
AUGCUUGCGAUCACGUCACGGACCCUUGCGGCGCGCAUGGCUCCCAUGAGGCUUGCCCGUGGGUUUGGUACUUCGUCUGCCAGGCAGAAUGCCGCUUCUGGAAUUAGUGUGAGCCCGCUUCCACCGAGGAAGCCUAUCGGUGCGCUGAGGGGAGGACUCUUCGGCUUCUUCCUCGGCACCACCGCCGCCGGUGCCGGAGUCUAUUACUACGCCGUGCAGGAGUAUAAGGCGUCCAACGAGCUGCUUACUGAGGACAUUUACGUGCGUCUUUGCAUCUGA